AUGGAGGCAGAGAUGCAACAGCCAGGGAUGGGCCCCAGGAAUGUCACCAAUGGCCCAGGACAGGCCCACCAGGGAGACCAGGUCCUCGGGGAUCCUGUGGGGCUGAGGGGAAAAGGAAAGGGAUACCGCCGCCUCAUCGCCAUCCGAGCACUGGAUAUCACUCCUUUCAGCUCAGGCGCGGAUCAGCGACUGAGCCAGAGCAGCUGGGAGCAGCCUGUGCUAGGCAACAGGGGAGAAGACCAUCAAUGUGUCUUGCCUCUCUCCCUGCCUGUCCAUGUCAACUCCCUCCUCUUCUCCCUGGAUGGUCCUGUUGGCUUUCGGAAUAACCGGGAGAGGCACAAUGAACCCCAGGAGGACCUCGGGAAGGAGGUGAUGGACUUCCGGAUGAUGCUGAAAAAGAGGGCCCUGCCUCCAGCCCCUCCAAAAAAGAUUGACCUUGAGCAGGUGUGGCAGUUGCUGAUGACAGCAGACCAGAAGGACUACGAGCGGAUCUGCAUGAAGUAUGGCAUUGUCGACUUCUGGGGCAUGCUGCGCAAGCUGCAGGAGAUGAAGAAGGAGAGGGAGGACAAGAUGGCGCAGUACAUUAGCAUCAUCUCCAACUUGAGACACAUCAGGGUCACCAAGGAGGGGACUGCAAUGUUUGACUUGGAGCUGCAUCUCAAGAAUUCGGGGAGCAAGAUUUACCUGUAUAAGGAUGGUGAGAUGAUCCCCUAUGGCCAUGACAACGAGACCAAGCACUGCCUGCGGCGGCUGGGGAAACGCUACCACUUCCAGAUCCGGGACCUGCGGCCUGAGGAUGCUGGCAUCUACCAGGUCAAGGUGGAGGAUGCUGUAGUCUUCUCCACAGAACUGGAGGCCAGCGCCAUCCCCCCCAGUGUGGUGGUCCCGCUGGCCGAAGCCCACUGUGAGGAGGAGGGUGAGGCGGUCUUUGAAUGUACUCUCUCCAACCCCUGCCCCAAUGCUGUCUGGCAUUUCCAGCACCGGCCGCUCCGGCCCAGUGAGAGACAUGAAGUGUUUAUGUCCCCCGAUGGGCUGACCCACCGGCUGGUGGUGAGGGAGGCCCGUUUCUCAGAUAUGGGCCUCUACUCGCUGAGCACUGGGCUGCACGCCUCCAGCGCCUGGCUGGUGGUUGAAGCUGGGAAGGAUAAAAGCCUUCAGACUGCAAGUUUGGACCACCAGCCACGGGCCAGGAGAGGUGGCAAAGAGGGCAGGUCAGACGUCCAUGGCGAGGGGAGGGAUGUCACCCAGAGUCCCAGAUCCAGAUCCAAGCCUGGUACCAGCAGUUUCUCCAAGGAGGCCCGAGGCCCCAUAGACCACUUCUCCCAGGGCCUGGCUGACAUGGAGGUACAGCAGGGGGAGGCCGUCACGCUCUCCUGUAUCCUCACCAGUGACCUGGGACCCGGCACCUGGUUUAAGGAUGGAGUCAAGCUCACCACCCAGGAUGGAGUCAUCUUUGAGCAAGAUGGUCUCAUGCACAAACUCCUCAUCACCCACGUGCAGGGAACCCAGGCUGGGAAGUACACCUUUGUAGCCAGCAACCAGCAGAGUGAGGCCACCCUGACGGUCCAUGAUCCCCCCACCAUUGCUCCAGAUGUGACAGAGAAACUGAGAGAGCCACUGGUGGUCAAGGCUGGGAAGCCGGUGACAAUGAAGAUCCCCUUCCAGAGCCGCCACCCUGUUCAAGCAGUCUGGAGGAAGGACGGGGCCGAGGUGGUGGGCGGCAGCAGCGGCAGCAGCGGCAGCGGCAGCGGCAGCAGCAGCAGCAGCAGCAGCAGCAAUGGGCCACAGGUGGCCCUGGGGGACAGCUACACACGGCUGUGCCUCCCCAGCGCGGGCAGGAAGGAUGGUGGCCAGUACAGCGUGACGCUGAGGAGUGAGGGAGGCUCUGUGCAGGCUGAGCUCACCCUGCAAGUCAUAGAUAAGCCUCAGCCCCCUCAGGGCCCCCUGGAGGUGCACGAUUGCCACAGGGCUGGUGUCUGUCUCCACUGGCAGCCCCCGAGGGACGACGGGGGCCGUGCUGUAGAGCACUACAUGGUGGAGAGGCGGCAGGCUGGCAGAAGCACUUGGCUGAAAGUGGGCGAGUCCCCCACAGACAGCACCACCUUCACCGACACCCACGUGGAGCAGGGCAAGAAGUAUGCCUUCCGCGUGCGCGCUGUGACUGCAGAGGGAGCUGGGGAGGCCCUGGAGUCUGAGGAGGUGCUGGUGGCUCCUGAGGCUCUCCCUGGGCCACCUUCCACCCCAGCCAUCCUGUCGGCCUCCAGCCGGGGCAUCACAUUAACAUGGACGGCACCUCGGGGCCCUGGCAGUGCCCACAUCCUGGGCUACCUGAUUGAGAAGCGCAAGAAGGGGAGCAACACCUGGAUAGCAGUGAACGAGCAGCCCGUGCCUGAUAGGAGGUGGACCGUGGUGGACUUGCGGCAGGGCUGUCAGUAUGAGUUCCGGGUCACGGCUAUGACUCCCUCAGGACCCGGAGAACCUGGUCCCCCAUCAGAUGCUGUCUUUGCUCGGGACCCCAUGAGACCCCCUGGGCCUGUGCGGGAUCUCCGAGUCACAGACACAUCGCACACCAGCAUCACCCUGAGCUGGGCGGGGCCAGAUGCCCAAGAUGGGGACGAAGCCCAAGGAUAUGUGGUGGAGCUGUGUGGCUCAGACAGUCUGCAAUGGAACCCGUGCCAUGCGGGCACAGUGCCAGUCACCACCUACACAGCCAAGGGGCUUCGGCCCCAAGCGGGCUACUUCGUGCGGGUGACAGCAGUUAACGACGGGGACCGUGGUGAGCCCACUGCCCUGGACACAUUAGUGCAAGCCAUGCCUGUCACUGUCUGUCCCAAGUUCCUCAUGGACUCCAGCACAAAGGACUCGCUGAUGGUCCGGGUGGGGGACACCAUUCGCGUGCCUGUCUCCUUUGAAGCUGUUCCCAUCCCUGAAGUGACCUGGCUGAAGGAUGACUUGCCUUUGCCCAAAAGAAGUGUAACCACCACCAAGGAUGGCCUCACCCAGCUUCUGAUUCCUGCGGCCAGCCUCUCGGACAGUGGCCUCUAUACUGUGGUGCUGAGGAACCUUCCCGGCAAGGAGGCUGCCCACAACUUCCUCAUCAAGGUGGCAGCCUGCCCGCAGGCGCCCGGGCCCAUCCGCCUGCAGGAGAACGUGCCCGGGACGGUGACAGCCGAGUGGGAGCCCUGCCCGGACGAGGCCCAGGGCCUCCCGCUGCACUGCGCGGUGCUGACCCGCUCCUCGGCGCACGGUCCCUGGCGCGAGGCGGCCGACCGCAUCCACACCAACCGCUUCACGCUCCUGGGCGUCCUCCUGGGCCACGAGUACCACUUCCGGGUGGUGGCCAAGAAUGAGCUGGGGGCCAGCAAACCCUCGGACACCAGCCAGCCCUGGUGCAUCCCCCGGCAGCGCGACAGGUUCACAGUGAAGGCUCCAAGCUACCGGGAACCCGACCUGAGGCAGAAGCCCCGCUUCCUGGUGGGCCUGCGGUCCCACCUGUUGCCACAGGGCUGCGAGUGCUGCAUGAGCUGCGCCGUGCAGGGCUGGCCCCAGCCCCGUGUCACCUGGUUCAGGAACGACCAGAGCCUGGAAGGAAACCCCACCGUGUAUAGCACGGAUGUGCUGGGCGUGUGCUCCCUCGUCAUCCCCAGUGUCACCCCGGAGGACAGCGGCGAGUACAAGGCUGUGGCUAAGAACACGCUGGGCCAGGCUGUGAGCACUGCUAUCCUCAUUGUUAUAGGUACUGGUGGCUGCCCGGACAGCGGACCAGACUGGCAGCGGGACGAGAAGGGGAACCAGAGGCACAGCCACCUGCCUGCCUUCCGGGAGCCCUCAGGGGGCCCAUCCCCCUCUAGACACGCCAGCAGCCAAGCAGAAGCCGGUUGCUCUGCCGACCCUCGCCCCGCCUUCCGGGGCUUCGCAGCCGAAGCACCGGCUUUCUCUAAGGCGGAUGUGCAGUGCGCCCGGGCCUGA
Messenger RNA from Cynocephalus volans (Philippine flying lemur), 3969 nucleotides. Its product is annotated as immunoglobulin-like and fibronectin type III domain-containing protein 1. The record is from RefSeq and is a predicted model, not a curated record. Gene Ontology annotation, molecular function: protein binding. NCBI's taxonomy places the organism in Eukaryota, Metazoa, Chordata, Mammalia, Dermoptera, Cynocephalidae.